AUGCAGUGUGAAAGGAUGUUUUUGAAACCACACCGACAGCUUGCAAAGGAUCCAGCAUCUACAGUUACUGCCGGUAGGCCUUGAAAUAUUAUUUCUCUGAGCCGUUAGAAUGCCUGGCUGCUUCAAAAGGACAGUGUUUGCAUUAAUUGCUGCAUUGAGCUUUUCAUCUUUUAUCUUGAUCCUUGUUGCAAUGGGCACCCAGAAAUGGAUGACUGCAAAAAUCCUUUGCAAAACAGGAGCUGAACUGGUCAAUGCCACGGACCCAGAGCUUGUAAAAUUCAUGGGGGAAAUUUACUAUGGACUCUUUGGCGGUGGUAAAAUGCGAAAGUGUGGGCUCGGUGGGAGGCGUUCCAGAUUCACAAUAUUUCCACACCUGGUGAAGGAGCUGAACACAUCUCUCCAUGUGGUGAUUAUCCUCUUCCUUUUUGUGGCAUUUUCUUUUGCCCUGGUCAGUUUGGGAUUCUGCAUCUUAAACUUCCUGCAAGUUCCAUACCGGGCUAUUAAAGGUCCAGGAGGAAUAGCCUUGUGGAAUGUACUUGCAGGAGUUUUUGCAUUGCUGGCAGUGACGAGCUUCAUGGCUGCUGUUGAACUGCAUAACCUUACAGAAAGGAUUGCCAAUUUCCGAGAAAAUGUCUUCCAGUUUGUCGUCUUGGAAGAACAGUAUCAGAACUCUUUUUGGCUUUGUGUAGCAAGUGCAACAGUUCAUGGUGUGAAUUUGUUACUGGUUGCCAUCAGUUUGAUUCACUUUCCUAAAUUGAAGACUAAGACAGAAGAAGCAAAUGUUACAGCAGAAGACAUAAUGUACUAAACAUCUGUCUCAGUUUGUCACUUGGCCAGUUUUAAACUUGUAUGGUCUGAAAGGAUGUUAACAACACCUGCAAGGGUUUACAAGGUG
Sceloporus undulatus (fence lizard) is the source of this 895-nucleotide messenger RNA. RefSeq names its product clarin 2 (gene CLRN2). The record is from RefSeq and is a predicted model, not a curated record. NCBI's taxonomy places the organism in Eukaryota, Metazoa, Chordata, Lepidosauria, Squamata, Phrynosomatidae. The transcript is spliced from 3 exons. Bases 110 to 808 code for a protein of 232 amino acids.